Balaenoptera acutorostrata (minke whale) is the source of this 543-nucleotide messenger RNA. RefSeq names its product transmembrane and immunoglobulin domain containing 3 (gene TMIGD3). Gene Ontology annotation, cellular component: plasma membrane. Gene Ontology annotation, molecular function: transmembrane signaling receptor activity. The transcript is spliced from 3 exons. Bases 82 to 543 code for a protein of 153 amino acids. The record is from RefSeq and is a predicted model, not a curated record. Lineage: Eukaryota; Metazoa; Chordata; Mammalia; Artiodactyla; Balaenopteridae.
UUUCCUGAAAACAGAUCUAGGAUUCCUAAGACCCCUGGGUCCAUCUGGUCAUCCCAGUUGAAGGUUCACUUCCUUCCAGUCAUGAGGCUCUUCAUUCUGCUCUUCUUGACUGUCUUUUCAGAUGCUAUGGUCAUGGACAAAAAGGUCAAGGAAAGCUUUGUGCUGGACACAGCUUCUGCCAUCUGCAACUACGAUGCCCACUAUAAGGACCACCCCAAAUACUGGUGCCGAGGCUAUUUCCAGGACUAUUGCAACAUCAUUGCCUUCACACCCAACAGCACUGACCGCGUGGCCCUGAGGGACAUAGGAAACCAGCUUAUUGUCACUGUGUCCUGCCUGACCAAGGAGGAUACGGGCUGGUACUGGUGCGGCAUCCAGCGAGACUUUGUCAGGGAUGACAUGGAUUUUACAGAGCUGGUUGUCACUGACAACAGAAGAGCCCUCGCCAACAAUUUUUGGUCUGGGAGAGCUGCUCAUAAGGUACUGGCCCUGAACUGGAAAGCUGAUGUGGCUUCUAGCUUCAGUGUUGGUAGAAUUGCUUGA